CCAAUAUCAUACAUUCCUACAUACUUUCCAUUUACUAGCAAUUUCUUCAAGUUCUUUUCUUUGUUUUUUUAGUCAAUGGCUGACCACCACCUCCAAAACACUCAACCAAUGACUCACCAAAUGGUGAAAGCCGCUACUGCCGCAACAGCCGGUGGUUCCCUCCUCAUUCUCUCCGGUUUAAUCCUAGCUGGCACCGUUAUUGCACUCACUAUAGCCACUCCACUCUUCGUUAUUUUCAGUCCAGUUCUUGUCCCUGCUCUCAUUGCAACAGCUCUCCUAGCAACGGGUUUCGUCGCCUCCGGUGGUUUCGGUGUUGCAGCCGUCACGGUUCUGUCCUGGAUUUACAGGUAUGUGACGGGGAGGCACCCACCGGCGGCGGAUCAGUUGGAUAGUGCGGGGAUGAAAUUGGCUAGCAAGGCACGGGAGAUGAAAGAUAGGGCGGCACAGCUCACCGGUGCGGCGGCUUCUUAAAUUAGUUCUCUACUGCAUGCUUUUGUAAUGGAGCUGUGCAAAAGUUCAGGAUCAAGUGGCCAUUAAACCGAUCCUUAAUGAUGUUGUUGUUAUGUUGUUGAUGAUGAAAAGAUGUUUUUUUCUAAAUUUAAAAGCAGCAUUAGAAACUUUGGGGGGAUGAUGUGGCUGUCUGUUUAUGUUAAAAACUCCCAUGUAAUUGACUGUAAUAAGCACUACUUGUUUUUGUUGUUA
Messenger RNA from Gossypium raimondii (Peruvian cotton), 702 nucleotides. Its product is annotated as oleosin Cor a 13. The record is from RefSeq and is a predicted model, not a curated record. Gene Ontology annotation, biological process: lipid storage; sexual reproduction. The transcript is spliced from 2 exons. Gene Ontology annotation, cellular component: monolayer-surrounded lipid storage body; membrane; extracellular region. Bases 76 to 471 code for a protein of 131 amino acids. Lineage: Eukaryota; Viridiplantae; Streptophyta; Magnoliopsida; Malvales; Malvaceae.